AUGGCUCCAAACGAUUAUAACCUUUAUACAACAAAACGAGCGGCGCGACAAGAAGCAUGGCAUGGUCCAGGAACAGAAUGGAAUCCUUUUUCGAAAACCACUCGACGGAGCAGUACCUUUCCCGCUCAAGUUCCCGAUGAAGAAGCUUUGAGAGGAUUAGAAGAACCUGCAUUAAGAACGAUAAAUACCGAGAAUGGUCCACGAUCGUCAGCGAGCCAAGCACCAUUUUUUAAUUCACAGAAUGCUGGCACGGCAAUGGAAAUGCAAGAUUUAGAAAAGUCGGCGACAAAUAAUGGUGGACGUCCUAGCGAUCCAAGUACCGAAGCAACAAUUGUUGGAAGACAAUCAUCGAGGCAACCGAGUGUAGAGGAAAAAGCACGACGGAGAUUCCUGAGCAGAUUUACCAAGAAGGGUAGGGAAGAAGUCGAUGGUGAAGAGAAAAGGAAGAAACGCGGAAUCUUUCGAGGAAAGGAUAUAAAACACGCGCCCUUCACCCUGAGGAGUCAAUUGCAGAAUACCAUUUUCAAUUCCUGGAUCAACGUCUUACUUAUCGCUGCACCAGUCGGUAUCGUACUCAAUUACGUUGGUGGGGUAAAUGGAAUUGUUAUUUUCGUGGUCAAUUUUCUUGCCAUCAUACCGCUGGCAGCGAUGUUGGGUUUUGCCACUGAAGAAAUUGCUCUUCAUGUGGGUGAAAGUUUAGGAGGUUUAUUAAAUGCUUCUUUUGGAAAUGCCGUCGAGAUGAUUGUCGCUAUCAUUGCCUUGGCCAAAGGAGAAGUUCUCAUUGUUCAAACUUCUUUGGUUGGUAGUAUUUUAUCCAAUUUAUUACUCGUCAUGGGAAUGUGUUUCUUCUUUGGAGGACUUCGAAGAGAGGAACAAUUCUUUAACCAAACCGUUGCUCAAACCGCUGCAAGUUUGUUGGCCUUGGCUAUUGCUAGUGUCAUUGUUCCAACCGCCUUCGAUUUAUGGAGUGAAACAACCGAUGCUCCAAUUGCAGCUAUUUCACGUGGUACUUCGGUCAUUCUCUUGGUGGUAUACAUCGGUUAUCUUUACUUUCAAUUACAUACUCAUUCUACCAUGUUCAAUGAGGAGAGUCAAAAGGUACCAAUGAGACCACGCAAGCAUGCUUUACCACAAGGUGCAAUUGCAAAGGGUUUGGCCAAGGCUGGAGGAAUUGGAGCAGGACCUGGUCGAGCAAAUAUUGCCGAGAGACCACCUAACGAUGAAUUGAUCAACCCAAACGCACACGAGGAAGAUGAAGAGGAAGAAGCUGAAGAAGCACAAUUACACAUCUUGGUUGCUUGGGCGACUCUUGCAAUUUGUACUGCUAUCAUUGGACUUUGUGCAGAAUUCAUGGUUGAUAGUAUCAGUGCAAUUACUGAAGGUGGUGCUAUCUCGGAAGAAUUUGUUGGUCUUAUCCUUUUACCUAUCGUUGGAAAUGCUGCAGAGCAUGCUACUGCUGUAACUGUUGCUUGCAAGGAUAAAAUGGAUCUUGCAAUAGGUGUAGCUGUUGGAUCUAGUAUGCAAGUUGCUUUGUUCCUCAUUCCGUUACUGGUUGUUAUCGGAUGGAUCAUGGGCAAUGAUGCUAUGAACUUGAGUUUCGAUGGUUUCCAAGUUGCCGUUUUAUUUGUGGCUAUUUUACUAGUCAAUUAUUUGAUUGGUGAUGGUAAAAGUCAUUGGUUGGAAGGAAUGCUUUUACAAUGUCUUUACAUAAUUAUUGCAGUAUGUGCUUGGUAUUACCCAGCAACAGGUGCUGCAUAA
Molecule: messenger RNA, 1758 nt
Organism: Botrytis deweyae
Lineage: Eukaryota; Fungi; Ascomycota; Leotiomycetes; Helotiales; Sclerotiniaceae
Exons: 4
Coding region: 1-1758 (585 amino acids)
Biological process (GO): intracellular calcium ion homeostasis; calcium ion transmembrane transport
Cellular component (GO): fungal-type vacuole membrane
Molecular function (GO): calcium:proton antiporter activity
Source: RefSeq, a predicted model, not a curated record